Oldenlandia corymbosa var. corymbosa is the source of this 2824-nucleotide messenger RNA. Lineage: Eukaryota; Viridiplantae; Streptophyta; Magnoliopsida; Gentianales; Rubiaceae. The record is from the annotation of a GenBank genome assembly.
CUUGAAACCUGAAAAAAAAAAAGGAUGUCGACCUGCAAAAUUUCACCUCCAGCAAAACACACACUCACGCACUACCAUCCUUACGUGUCUUGAUGUGAAGAUCCCACCUCAAUUUCCUUCCCAAUUUGCCAUUUCUUCCAGAGGGAAAUCGACCUUUCUUUUCUGUUUCUUCCCUGGUGGCAGCUAUUUAAUCCUGCAUGCAAAGAUGGGUGCUAAUGAAUCUUCGAUUCUAUCUGAGCCAGAUGUGAUUCUCUAUCCAUCAAUGAAACCUAAAUUGAGUGACAUACCGGAAUCUUGCGUGGCCUCGGUAUUGUCCUAUCUGGACCCACCGGAGAUCUGCCGAUUGGCUCGCCUGAACAGGGCUUUCCGGGAUGCUUCCUCUGCUGAUUUCAUCUGGGAGUCUAAAUUGCCUUCCAGUUAUGCCUAUAUUCUCAAGUUAUUGUUGCAAGAUGAGAAAUAUAGGCGUUUGAGGAAAAGGGAUGUUUAUGCUCUGCUUUCGAAGCCUAAUCCUUUUGAUGAUGGCACAAAGGAGGUUUGGAUUGAUAAGAGCACAGGAGGGGUAUGUUUAUCAAUUUCGUGGCGUGCGAUGACCAUUACUGGCAUUGAUGAUCGGAGAUAUUGGAAUCACAUUUCUACCACUGAGUCAAGGUCCGUUCAUUCAUGGGGUUUACUUUCUUUUUAUUUUUUCCCUUCUUUUUGGGUGUGCCAAAUUGCGAAAUUUGCAGUUGAAAGUUGUUUGGUGACUUUUCAUUUGUGUUUGUGUUGCUGCGAAAAUGUAAAAUUAUCUAUGUUUUCUUCGCGGAAAACUAUUCAUUUCUAUUGACCAGAAGAGCAUGAGAUAUUUCACCCACCUCUUGAUGUUGACUGGGUAAUUUUAUAAAUAUGUCCAAGGUACACCUUGAUGAUUUGCUUUUCUCUGGAUGUUGUUUACUGUUUACAUAAAAAGGCUUUCUUCAAAUCGAAAAUAUAUAUAUUUGCUUAUUUGCUUCUUAUUUAUCUAUGUGCUUCCUGAUGCUUCAAGGCGGUUGUUGGUCGUUUAUAUAUAUAUAUUUUUUCUAAUUUUGUCUUGACCAAGAAAAACUUGUUAUGCUUUCCUUCCGGAGGAUAUCAGUCGUCAAAUGCUUCUCCUUGAUUAUGAUAAGAAAAUCUAAUGACCUUAGAGUCUCAAAGAAACUUGAUAUGUAUGAAGUCCAAGGAAGAAGUGGGGGGAAGGGUUGCUUCUUUUGUUCACAAUGAAUUCCAAACUAAGAGAAACGUAUUUGAAGUCAAAAAGAGUGAAGAUUCCUGAAAGUUUGAACUGCAUUUUGGAUGAGGCAGCCUCUUAGAUUGAGCCAACACACAGGAUUGUUGCGGAGGUUAAGAAUAUUAAAUAAUACAGUGUAUCUAUGGGUUGGAUUGUCUCGCAAAACUCUAGUAUGCAGGCAUGGAAGUAUAUAAAACCAUCACACUAAUCUUCAUUAGGAUCUAGAUCCUGCCAUGAAUAAUUGAAUAUGGUUAAAUUUUGUUCUCGAAUCGGUGAAUAUGUUUGGAGCAACCAUAGUAUUUUGUCUGAUUAUUGCAGCAUCCAAAAGUGUGAUGAAUAAUAAAUUUCGUUUGGUGCUUCAGUUCGUAUAAGUCGUGAAACUUGAUGGUGAACAGAAAGACAAGUUUGCCUAAAAGGAUUUUUGCAAAAACUAUUCCUUCGCGUAUUUUAUUUAAGGGCCCAAGCAUUGAGACAUUUAUGUGUGGCUUAAUAAAUAAUUACACUUAGAGGUGACAUUGCUGAAAACCGUUACGUGUAGCUACAAAAGGAUGGUUAUUUAGAAAGUGAAGAUUUGGUGCUGUUUAUUCUCAUAAACGUUUAAUUUGCAAUAUCAGCUGUAGUUGUGGUUGUGCAUACACAUCCCUGAUUGAUAUGUUGACCUGUCUGAUGGUUUGAAAUUUUCUACUUUCCUGAAUGAGUUUCCACAUGUUGUCAGCUGUUCAGCUAGUAACAACCAUUCUUUUCUCUAUGAGAGUAUAUUUUACCAUUCCGUUCCUUUAUUGUUGGCUGCUGAUGCCGCCCAGCUAAAGCAGAGUUUCUAGAUUUGCUGACUGGCUUUCUUCCUUAUUCCUGCAGAUUUCAAACAAUGGCUUAUCUCCAGCAAAUAUGGUGGCUUGAGGUUGUAGGUGACUUUGAGUUUCAGUUUCCAUCAGGGACGUAUAGUUUAUUUUUCAGACUUAAGCUAGGAAAGGAAAACAAGAGGCUCAGUCGAUGGUAUUAUACUACUUCUGAGAACAUACAUGGCUGGGACAAAAAACCCGUGCAGUUCCAGUUAUCAACCUCAGAUGGUCAGCAUGCAACGAGGCGAUGUGUGCUGGACAACAUAGGAAAAUGGGUAAAUUACCAUGUAGGAGAUUUUGUUGUUCAGGAUUACAAUUCAUUGAUGAGGAUAAAGUAUUCUCUUAGUCAGAUUGAUUGCACCCACAACAAAGGAGGUUUAUGUUUAGAUUCAGUUUUGAUUUGUCCUUUUAGUGUAGGGAAGAACUUGGAUAUCUUAAUUUAGGCAGUGACCUGCAGCAGCGUCCAGGUAAACAUCAAAUCAAUCAGAGCCGAUCAAAGUACAGAUUUGUUUUCUGUUCAGGGGAAGCAGAUCCAUUUCUUUGUGGGAAGAGCAUUGAUGCCUUUGUUCCAUAGAGUUUUUCUUGUUUCCUUCCGUUUUUUGAUUGGUCUGUGGUUUGGUUUGUCUGAGUUUUGUAAUUUUGUCACCGUACAGUCUGUAAAUAUUUGUAUACACAAUGACAUUUUUAUUUCUUAUGGUGGUUUGAAUCAAGAUAAGUUAUUCAGUGUAGUUCUCGUUCUUCC